Xyrichtys novacula (pearly razorfish) is the source of this 825-nucleotide messenger RNA. NCBI's taxonomy places the organism in Eukaryota, Metazoa, Chordata, Actinopteri, Labriformes, Labridae. The record is from the annotation of a GenBank genome assembly.
AUGGCAUCCAUCUCAACAGCUCUGGAAAAUCACAGUUUACCUCCCACAUCCGUAACUCCAUUCACAGCUCCACAUGACUAUUGUUUACAUCUGGUUCUUCUUUGCACUCCGCCGCACCACCACCUCCCAACCACAGUGCCCCUCAAUGGCUGCCGACAGAACUCCCCCCCUCAUCUCCUUUCCACCAUGAAACUCAUUAUUCCCCACUUGCUGGUUCAAUCCCCACCAUCAUCUGCCACAGACGCCUCCAUCCGCCCACUUCAUCACUGUCCUCUACCGCACACCCAAACCCAACCCCCCUUUCCUCCAGGACUUCUCAGACUUUCUUCCUCAACUUAGCACCAUCUCACCAUCCAUCCUCCUCCUCUGCGACCUCAACCUCCAUCUUCCAACCACCCCACCUCCAGACCUGCUCAAGACUUUUUGGACAUCCUCAACCACUGCAAUUUCACCCAACACAUUAACUUCCCCACCCACAAGCAUGGCCAUAUCCUUGAUCCUGUCUGCUUCACCAACAUAACCAUCUCCAACAUCUCCAGCAACAACCUCCACAUCUCAGACCACCACGCAAUCAGCCUGGACAUUCACAUCCCUCAACCAAGCCCAACUACCUCAAGGACUAUUACAUUUCGCAAACUCACCCCCCUCUCCCCAGCACAGUUUGCACUUCAGAUGGUAAACUCCAUCCCCACCUCCCCUCCCCCUCCUUCUGGCAAUACCGGCGACCUCAUCAAGCUGUACAACUCCACCCUCUUGUCCUGCCUCGACAAUAUCGCACCCAUCCACCAAAGAACUGUCUCCUUCCGUCGCCCUGCCCCCUGGUAA